AUGAAAAUUAUGGAUCAACAACUACCCGGAGAAAAAAAUCCUGUUAAACGAUCGAGGUCUAACACUUCCAUGUCCGCUAAACCUCGUAAACGUCCUCAGUCUCGAGCUUCCACAACGAGUGUUCAUAGCGGACUUGCGCAACCGGUACUGGAGCAGCAAUAUAUGGAUCCGGCGCAGUGGUAUGACAAUAACUCCAAUCCACAACACAGCAAUAUUCCGCAAUUGUCAGCCGAAGACAUGGUUAUGCAUAGUGCUUCGCAGUUACAAAAUCCCCGAUCUUUUGACAUGGAGCAUUCUCUCAAUGGCGUCUCGAAUCACAAUAUACAAUCGUAUCAUUCGGAGGUGCAAUAUAGGCCUGAAAAUGGACGCCAAUCUAUACCAAUGGAUAACUACGCUCAGAAUUAUGGAGAGGGGGAUAGCCAAGUUCUAGAAGGUCGCAGUGAUGAGCAAGACGAGGUGGAUUCCAUAGUCGGGGCAACUGGAGCGACAAAGAAAACCUCGAGAUCAAGCGCUGCCAAUGAGUUAGAAAUGAGACAAUUAUUCCACGCGAACAAACACCGCUCCUUACAAGACAUCGCCGCGGAACUUCUCUUGAAUGAAAGAGGGCCACAAUCGGAAAGACAGAGACAAGUAUUUGCUAUGCUCUGGAUCAACAAAGUCUGUGAUAAAGGUACGGGGUCUGUACCAAGAGGUCGUGUUUACGCAAAUUACGUUUCCAGAUGCGGUACAGAAAAGGUAACAGUAUUGAAUCCGGCAUCUUUUGGAAAACUUGUCCGUGUACUUUUUCCCGGAUUGAAGACUCGGCGGCUUGGUGUGCGCGGAGAAUCUAAAUACCACUACGUGAAUUUCAGUCUCAGGGAUGACCAGCCACAACUGCACGAGACACAAACUCAUCAACCUAUUACAAACUUUAACGAUGCGAAUUUUGCUCAAAGUUUCAAUCAAAGUAUGACAUCGCAAAUUCAAUACCCGGACGUCAAAUACCCAAUUGAUCGAGCUCCAUUUCCGUCUCCCGCAAUUGCUCAAGAACCUGAACAACGCAAACAACGAUCGGGAGGAUUCAUUAGACCUCAUAGUCUCUAUACCCACCCAGUAGUUGCGAAGCUUGCAGAUCUCGAAUGCACAACAAAGACACCUCAGGUUCUUCAUUUUGCACCCUUAGGUGAACCUUCUAUGCAAGAAUAUGGAGCUAUUUUACUUCCUAAGAUCCAACCCUUUUUGCCCAUGGGUACCGAUUCAGAUUCAGCACUUGCAUUAUCUGCGCUUUAUCGUUCUCACUGCACUUCCCUCGUUGAACAAGUUCGUUUCUGCAAAGAAAAGACAUUCUUCCAUCUUUUUACGGCUUUUCAAGGCACUUUGACCAUGCCCGUACAAAAGUUGUUUGCCGACAAAGCACUCGCACCGUGGAUUAACCAGUGCGAUAUAAUUAUGUACCAGAGUAUGAUGCGUGUCGUGGCGCCUUUAACACUGCAGGUUGUGCCUAAAGUCGUUUUGGAUACUUUACGCAAUAUUUCCGAUCGUCUAGUUACACACAUUCAAAACUCAUUCCACGGUCAGCCAGCACAUGUUAUCGAGGCGAAAGUCGGGCCAGCUACAACUUUUGCAAGCCUUUUGGACAAAGAAUUAAGAGUGAAUCUAACUGCUCAUGCUGCAGCGAAUAUGCUAUCUAAUCCUUACAAUCGUGAUACAAUGUAUGAGGACUUUAUAACCAUGGUAAACAUAAGAAAGGUCGCGGAAAGUGUGCCCACGAGAGGAAUGGAUGAUGUGGUCAAUCUUUUGAUAACGGAAUUGCGUGAUCUUCUUGAUCCAAGCGAGGUAUCGUGGGAGACGGAAGGACAAACUCCUUUUGGAGAAAUGGUUGCGCGUAUGGGCCGUCAACGACAAGCGAGCGUUCAUGCCGACCCGACCACAGAAAAUGUUCUCGAUCGUUGGGUGAAUAUGCUUCUCUCCCUACCUGGCAAGUUUCCGUAUGCUACACAUGCAGAAAUUGUUUGGUGUGUCCAAAAGAUUGGCACGGCUGUGAUGAGAGAUCUUACCAUUGCCCAAGGUAAAAGUUUUGGUGCUUGGUGGGUUACUAAAUGUUGGCUAGACGAAAUGAUUGCAUUCAUGGCCGAACAAGGAGGAUUUAUGCAGCGUGAAACUAUUCAAGGUGCGAUGGGAAACGUGCCUAGAAAUCCCGCUGCGAGUCGGAGAAAUAGUCAGCAAGAUGGCCGAUAUAGUGCUGGAAGUGAUGAAUUUGCUGGACGGGGAGUGAAUGGUGAGCGAAGUGUCUCAGGUCCUCGACCGAUGGACCUUGCAAGAGAGGCUGCUAUGAAUGCAGCUGCUGGUCAUGAUGACAGUGGGAUCGGAAUGAGGACACCCGACGAUGAAUUUUCUAUGGGAAAAUAUGGAUUCGGACAAGAUGAUGGGCACGCUUCGAUGGAAUCUAAUUCUCUUCAUGCUAUAUCACAGGGAGCUAUGUCUUGA
Messenger RNA from Botrytis porri, 2466 nucleotides. RefSeq lists its product as uncharacterized. Gene Ontology annotation, molecular function: RNA polymerase II cis-regulatory region sequence-specific DNA binding; DNA-binding transcription factor activity, RNA polymerase II-specific. The record is from RefSeq and is a predicted model, not a curated record. The transcript has 4 exons. The coding region runs from base 1 to 2466 and encodes 821 amino acids. Gene Ontology annotation, biological process: regulation of transcription by RNA polymerase II. Lineage: Eukaryota; Fungi; Ascomycota; Leotiomycetes; Helotiales; Sclerotiniaceae.